Molecule: messenger RNA, 1482 nt
Organism: Anopheles marshallii
Lineage: Eukaryota; Metazoa; Arthropoda; Insecta; Diptera; Culicidae
Exons: 4
Coding region: 1-1482 (493 amino acids)
Source: RefSeq, a predicted model, not a curated record
AUGAGCCGGUUAAACAACAAUGGGCCGGUUGAGCCGGUGGUGGGAUUCAAGCUUACGUUGCAUCCCAACUGCUCCAACAGUAACGAUACGAACGAUUCCGUUUCCUCCACCCCCGAGCUUCAUGUGCAUCUGGUCGGGGCCCGUCAUUUGCCGUCGAACUUUGGGCUGAAAAGCGUCGAAGGGUUCAUGGUGAAGGUGAAGCUGUUUCCCGGUGCGAUCAAAUUUGAUUCCACCAUCCAGAGCAAUUCGUGGCCAGAGUUCAAUGAAACGUUCCGGUUUCCGUUGGUAACCCCACACAAGUCUUCAUUUCGCGUGAAAAAGAGCGAUAAACAGAGGGACAAUUUGGCCCAAUCGCUUCCGGAGAAGAUUUUCAACGGGAACUUUGUCGUCUUUACCGUGUUCGCGCUCCUGGAGCUUCCGCCCGGGUACACGUCAACGCUCAAGAGCAAAACGAUGUCCUUCAUCCGGCAGGGCAGCCAACGGUUGAAGGAUAAGCCAGUGAUCGGCAAGCUGGUCAAGGAUAUCGAGCCGGCCACGGAGAGGAACGCCAACUUCGACCAGAAGCAAAACCUCAAACGGCUUACCACGAGCGAAAGCCAGCGCAACAUCGGCUCGGUAACGUACUUUCUCGAUCCGAAGUGUUUCAAUGCGGGCGAACCGGGCAGCCGAAAGCAUCCGCUCGUCUUCAGCACCGAGGAGCUGUGGCUACCGAUCAAAGACAUCACCAUCACACCCUCGGCAGAAUCGCGCAUUACCGUUCAAAGUAGCCCCCGAGGUCAGGUGGAGGUGACAUUGCAGCUGUGCGAUUACACCGAGGUGCAUAUCGACACGAAGGCUUCGUCGCGCGAGGACUGCAGCUUCAACAUUGACGGACCGUACUCCUCCCCACCGACCUCACCGCUAUCAUUCACUUCCGGCAGCUCGGACGGGCCGAAGGUGGCCCCGUUCGAGGCGCGGCGCGGCUACUCCAACGGUUCACCGGUUCCCACCACGAAUGCGCACAAAAACCGUUUCAGCUUCGACGUGCGCAAGAUUGUGCGCAGCGUUAAGAAUAAGGACAAAAACCAUAAGGGCCUGUGCCUGAAGAUCUCGGUGGCGAAGAUGCGGUGCGGCAUCAAGGUGAAGGAGGAGUUUGAAUCCAUCGCGGAAAAGGUGUACCUCAAGACGACCGUGCUGGAACACCAGAUACUGGCGGCGAGCUGGAAAUCGGACCCAUUCCGACCGGCGCUUUCGAGCCGGUGGAAUGCGGACGACUGUACCGUGGUGGUUCCGCUCUGCGGUGAGGCUGGGUUGGAGAAUCUUUCGAUCAAAGUGGCGAUUGCCGCUAAGAAUAAGGUUGGGAAGAAAACGCGCCUUGGGACGGUCUUCCUGGGACCGAAGUCCCAUCAUACCAACCCGGCCAUGGAGGACCAGUGGCGGAAGAUGAUCAUGUACAAGGGAUCCCCGAUUUCCGUGUGGCACAGCUUCGAGCAGGAGACUUGA